Molecule: messenger RNA, 853 nt
Organism: Phalaenopsis equestris
Lineage: Eukaryota; Viridiplantae; Streptophyta; Magnoliopsida; Asparagales; Orchidaceae
Product: E2F-associated phosphoprotein
Exons: 4
Coding region: 1-720 (239 amino acids)
Biological process (GO): positive regulation of cell population proliferation
Cellular component (GO): nucleus
Source: RefSeq, a predicted model, not a curated record
AUGACUUCUAGGAUAUUAGUUACAGAUAGAGAUAUUUUGUGUUAUCGUGGUCUACCGUCUCCGUUACUCACGUCGCGUCAGUCUCAUAGUUUUGGGAGGCAGUUCUACGGUUGUGCCAAGAGGUUUCUGCUUGUUGCGGCUUCUUCCGGUGGGCUGACAGUCCCUCAUAUUACACUGUCAGCAAUCAUGGGAAUUCAGUGUUUUCUCAGGCAAGGCGCGGGAGGAGAGAGCGAGGCACCAGAGCGGCGGCCUAUGGGGAGAGACUUGGAGCCGCCACCUACAGAUCCGCGGGAACUCAUUUCCAGUGAUGAUGAGAUAGACUACUCCAUCAAGCCUGAGUUUUACGACCCAUUGCUUGAUGUGAAGGAUGAACAGUGGAUGAAUAAACAAAGGAAAGGAAGGACUUCUGAUGCAGUGCUUAGUUGCCCUGCUUGUUUUACUACCCUAUGCUUUGAUUGUCAAAGGCAUGAGAAAUAUGUCACCCAGUACAGAGCCAUGUUUGUUGUAAACUGCACAAUCAGAACUGAUCAAAUCUUAAGAGAGCAGAGUAAGAGCAAAAGGAAAUCUAAAAAACUUUCAGAUUCUGGUAAAUUUCAUCAGGAUUAUAAUGAUAAUAUGGUUUUUCAUCCGGUUUGUUGCUCAGUUUGCUCAACUGAAGUUGGCGUAUUUGACAAAGAUGAGGUUUAUCACUUUUUUAAUGUUAUUCCAAGCAAUUCCUAAGCUUUUGCUGUUAAUCACUGAAAUUAUUUGUUUGCUUUAUAUACAUAAUUUACUAAUUUUCUUGCAGUAAUGUUCAGAAAGUAUGUUUCAAUUGAUAGCCGAAAUGGAAAUGGAUGUUAUUGAUUAUUUUCUA